AUGUGCCAGGCCCCGACGAGCAAGACGCCGCUGGUGGCGGCCGCGCCUGCGCACUCGCAGUCGCUGUGGCAGCCCAAGCUCAUGUACCUCGUCAGCAACGCGUGGACGUCGGCGCAGAUGAACUUCCUUCCCGUCUUCUUCCAACAGACAGCGCAGUUCUCCAAGGUGCAGAUCGGCGUGCUGCAGACGCUGCCCUGCGUGUGCACCAUGCUGGCGCCACCGUUCUGGGGGGCCGUGGCCGACCGCAUCCGCGACCAGCGACUCAUCCACGUCUACUGCAUCGUCACGGGCGCCGUGCUCAUGUUCGCCGCGCGCUUCUUCUACUGGUCGUUCAACUGGAUGGUGCUGGUCGUCGUUGUGUCUAACUUCCAGGUGGCCCCGACCGGGUCGCUGCUGGACCACGCAGUGCUGAGUCUGCUGGAUCAGGUCGGCGGCGAGUACGGCAAGCAGCGGCUGUUCGGCGCGCUCGGCUACGGUGUCGGAGCCUACAUCACGGGGCUCAUCGUGGCCGUCGCCGGCAUCUCGUGGUCGUUCAACGUCAGCUUGGUGCUCGGCCUCACGUCGCUGCUCGUGCUGCGCACGAUCCCGCCGAUGAAACAUAGUGGCCUGCACCAUGACGGGACGCUGGAAAGCGGCGUUGCCAAGACACCGUCCUUCACGGACAACCUCCGCCUGAUCUGCAAGCAGGUGGACGUAUUCGUGCUGCUGACCGUCGUCUUCUUGAUGGGGCUUAUGUACGGCGCGCUAUCGAGCUUCCUCACGCUCAACCUGUACAACCUCUCGGGCGAGAACGCGCAGAUUGUGGGGAUCGCCAUCUUGUGCGAGACUGCGUCGGAGCUGCCGGCCUUCUUCUAUUCGCACAAGAUCAUCAACCGUUUCGGCAUCGUCAACGUGCUGCUGCUGUCCAUCAUGGGCUACGCGCUUCGCGUCUCGUACUACGCCGUCAUGACCAACGCGUGGACCGCCAUCCCGUUCGAGUUCCUGCACGGCGUGACCUACGGCCUGGCGUGGGCGGCCUGCACGCAGUACGUGUAUUCGGCAGCUCCUCCUGGCUGCGAGGGCACGGUCAUGGGUGUGCUGAACGCCGUGCAGAACGGCCUCGCGCGUGGCAUCGGCACGCUCAUCGGCGGCUUCUUCUACCAGCACUACGGGGCGCGCACCAUGUGGCUCGUCACCGACCUGGGCGUGCCACUUGCGCUCGUCGGGCUGUUCGUGUUCGCGCGCCUCAAGACCAAGAGCAACGUGGUGGUGCUCGAGACCCAUCACCUGGAAGAGGCUGAGCUCUUCUCGCCGCACGCUGGAAACCCGCAGGCGCUCCACGCUCACGCUGGCCAGACGUUCGAGGACAUCCAGUAAGCCCGUAGACUCGAUGUAGACGCAGUCAAUACGCAUAUAUUUACACGC
Molecule: messenger RNA, 1404 nt
Organism: Phytophthora sojae
Lineage: Eukaryota; Oomycota; Peronosporomycetes; Peronosporales; Peronosporaceae
Exons: 1
Coding region: 1-1356 (451 amino acids)
Cellular component (GO): membrane
Molecular function (GO): transmembrane transporter activity
Source: RefSeq, a predicted model, not a curated record